Polyodon spathula (Mississippi paddlefish) is the source of this 3289-nucleotide messenger RNA. RefSeq names its product leucine rich adaptor protein 1-like. The record is from RefSeq and is a predicted model, not a curated record. Bases 578 to 1555 code for a protein of 325 amino acids. Lineage: Eukaryota; Metazoa; Chordata; Actinopteri; Acipenseriformes; Polyodontidae. Gene Ontology annotation, biological process: positive regulation of canonical NF-kappaB signal transduction; positive regulation of cytokine production. The transcript is spliced from 2 exons.
GGAAGGGACUCUAGUGAAGGAAUAUCUUUAACUUGAGAAUUUCACAAUAGCGGAGGGUUGAUUUCAAUUUACCGUACACUAAAAAAAAGGGGGACGGGUAACUGGUGAGUCAGAGCAGAAAUAAACAACACCGCACAGAGAGAAAAAAACAGCUCUGCUUUUAUAUACUUGUGGAAAUCCAUUAUUUAGGUAUAUGGAUAUGCAUGCGUGAUGCACCAUAUCAUGUCGUUUCCAAAUGUUAGCUUGUCGAUUUGGAAAUAUGCAAAUCAUGGGGAAAAUCUAGAUAUAAAAUGACUGGACGCGGGUGCUUUCCGUGCUGGUGUUUUUGCUGGCUGGCUUUUAAAAUUAAACAGCCGCAGUCACUCGAAGUAUCGCAGAAUACAACGUAGCAUCAAUGUACUUGGGUACUGGCUGGGUUUAUUAUAUGGCUUUCUGUUUGCAACAGACACAGAAUACAAGUUUGCUUAGUAAACGCGGUGGAAGACGUGCAUCGUAUUGAUUUGAUAUCUAGAAUUCGUUUUCAAAUUAGAUAACGUAGAUACCACGCGUACUGUACAUUCUUAACACAGGGAAAUAAAUGCUGGACGAAACUAUCAUUGAGUCUCUCCCGGACCUUAAAGAUGUGGAAAGUAAAAUCGGCAGAAAAACGCCGGAAGGGUUGCUGAGAUGGCUGCGGGAGGACUCUGCUCUCCUUCUCGGGGGCAACACCCUGAACCCCGGGGAGAGCAAAGAGCGCGACCCGCUCCCGGGGAAGAAAGGUCUGGAUGAAAAAAUACGAAACUUAAAACUCGAAAUGGCCUACCUGCGCUCCACUGACGUGAAGAUCCUUCAGCAGCUGGUCGCAGUGAACGAGGGGAUCGAGGCGGUCAAGUGGAUUCUGGAGGAGAAGGGCAACCUGGCCAGUCGCUGUAGCAGCCUGACCAGCAGCCAGUAUAGCCUGGUGGAGAGCCAGGAGACCUCCAGGAGAGGCAGCUGGAACAGUCUGGUGGAGAGUCAGGAGACCUCCAGCCUGCAGGACCCCAGCGACAAACUGGACAACAUCUCCAUCGGCAGCUACCUGGACACCUUGGCAGACGAUAUGGACGAGUACUGCCCAUCCAGUUCAGAGUCCGCGAUCUGCUCCUCCCCUAAGGGCCACAGAGGCCCCUGUGGCAGGUCUGAGCAGGAGCAGCAGUGGGGUGGUGGAGGAGGCAAAACCUGCGGACAGGGCUCUCCUUUACACAGAACACACUUCUUUAGGGAGAACCAGGGCUGGGGUAAGCCAGCCCAGCACCCUUCCAAAGUGGAGUCCAGCAGAGUUAUCAGGGAGCUGCUUCCUUCAAAGUCACGCAGCCUAGGGAACAGCUAUCUGGACAAACCGGGUGCUGACCUCGACUGCAUCCCAGAGACAAGGCCUACUUUAGCGGAGAAGCCAUCCAAAGGCAGCCCCAAGCUGAACCCCUAUAAAAACAGUAAAAUAGAUUUGGACAGCUGUAAACUGAACACUAAGAUCCACCUCGAGUACGAUGCGCACUGGCGCUGGGUGCAGUCUCAGGACGAUGUGACGUUCUUGUAAGAGAGGGAGAACCCCAACAGGCAUCAGGGUGAAGUGCCACGCCCACCCCCAGGGCACCGAAAUUUAACCUAGCCACAAGCCAUGAGCUGUUUACAAGCAGAACUGGCACAAUCCUAGUUUUCAGGUGCUCAAUAUGAUUCUAGAAUCUUGCAAAACUUUACGAUUCUAGAAUCUUAACAAAAACCUAACUAGGUAAACUUGUUGAAGAUAUCAGCUCGGAAGUAAUUUGAGUUGAUUAGAGACACAUUUUACAGGGGGAAAAAAUGAGCGCUUUGUUUUAGCCUUGUUGUCCAUGCAGCAGUAAAUAUUAAUAUAUCACUCCAACCCCUCACCCUUUUCCUUUCUAAAAAUGCAUUGUGCUUGCAGCCCAGUUUGAUGCUUUCCAUUACCGUGCCUGCAGUUUGAACAGAAUUGAAAUCUUUGAUGCCUCCAGAUUCCCUCUCCUGUGGGAUCCAGAUACAGACGCUCCAUGUGUACACGCUAGAGCUUCAGCCACAGCAGUGCAACACAGAAGAGCCUGUGCAUUCAUUCAUCUUAUUGUCCUGGAUACAGAUUUCAAUUUCCUGCAUUUUUUUCUUUUUAAUUGAUACACCUGCCAUUUGUUUUUACAUUUGGAAUAUAUACUACAGCAGACGGCAGCUGUAUUGUUAUAAAGAGGCAGGCUAAUGCGGGCAGGGCACGACUAUAGGAGCAGUGUUCUUAUUGCAGGACAAACCAAACCGCAUUGCUCUGUGAUCACAAUGCUGUAAAGUUCAUACUGUUGGAUCGCACCUUCUUGCCGUGGACAAUAUUUCAAUAAACCUACCUAAAAACCGACGGCAUCCAACACGAUUAACAUUCCUAUUAAUAACUCAUCUGGGGAUUUUGAUUUGCUGGUACAAGCAGGAGAAUGACUGAGCUAACAUGCAAUCAAACAGAAUCUGGAACAUCAAGCAAAACUGUUUGAUGACAACCACAAUUUGCCAAACAAUGUAGCUGAACUAGCUUGAGGAAAUGCCGGUGCCAAAACACAGCUUUAAGAAAAGGCAUUGGUCGUGUGUGCGAGACUGUCUUCAUUAGCAUUAUCCACUUCUUCUAUUUGUAAAUCUAACAAAGUGGCAAUGGAUGAAAAUAACCUUCUUAUCCAGCCUAGGAGUUGACCCACGAUUGACAGAAAACAGCUCUCCCGUAAUCAACUUUCUUCAGAGGGUCCUCCUCUAGUUUUUAAGUGGGGAAAGGGUUCAACUAAACCUCAUGCUGUUGGAUUAGGGGGUGGGGGUUGAUGGUUAAUAUUAGUGUGACCCUCAGACAUACUGCUGAUUACAUCACCUCAACUUGAGGGACAGAAUGGUCUUCUGAUCGGCAUACUCAUGGGCAAUUCCACAACACACGUAUGACCAUCAUGUUUCUCUCUCUGUUCCCUCGCAUAGAAACCUCGGAAGCUUAUUAGUCCACAUAGUUUGUGUCUAGACCAGGGUUGCCGUCAACUAUUUGCUUUUGGGAAGAAAAACAAACUGUAACAAAUCUCUCUAUAUGUGUGUGUUUGUAUCCUCACCAACUCUCUUAGAUGUGGUUCCUCAAUUAAUAUUGAAGUUAUAUUCUGAAUUUGCCAAAGCUGAAUGUGCUUUUGAUUUGGGAGGAAGAACAGCCAUUGAAGCGAUGUCUUGAGUGGUGGCUGGGGGUUGCUGCUGCCAAGCGGCGUUUCUUCUGGUGUUUGAACUGGAUUGUGUUUAGUGUGUUAUGGUCUGCAGAUUG